UCCCCUAGAAACGGGCUCCCCCCGCGUGCGCAGGUUCGAUGGGUAGCCGGACGCGGAAGAACUGGCCCCGCCGAGGCUCCCGCUUCCGAAGCGUGGGAGGCUGAAGAGCUGGCAGGUUGUAGAUUUUGAUCUUGGCCCUUACGGGUUCCCCGGCCAUUAGAACCUGAGAGGAAGAGGAGGCACCGGUGGCGGCAGAGGGGACGAAUCCUUCCACCAGUCCUCAAGGCGGGAGGGGGCAGGGUCGGGAGAAGCCCCGAUCCCAGGGCUGAGGAGUCUCCGGACCGGAUCCCGGAGCAUGGGGGGCUGGACAAAGUCCCCGAGUAUGGGGAGCUGGAUCCGCCGAGACCUCCCAGCCGGGCCCUGCCCGACUGUAGGGUCCUGGUUGCUAACGCUGCCCAGGGAGCCGCGGCAUCUAUAGCCGGUCCCCGCCGGUGGCGCUCGGCGGGAAAGACAGAGGCAUGAGUUCCACCAUUGCCUAGUUUCCUCCCCGUCUUCCUCUUCUCCCGCUGGCCUUCCUCUCUUCCCCAUACCUCCUCCUUCCUUCCCGUCCUGUGCUAUUUCCCUACCGUCUUUCCUCCUUUCCCUUACCUCUGCCCUACCUCUCCAUCGAUCCUCUUUCCACCCCCCUUCUUCUUUUCCCUCCUCCCGCCAUCCGUCUUUCCUGUACUACCUUUCUUCAUUCUGUCGCCGUCCAACACAAUCUCCAUCCGUCUCCCCUUUCUCACCACCGUCCUCUCUCUUCCUCAUCAGCUUCCUACCCUGCCCCUCCUUCUCCUCCUCCUCCUCCUCCCCUAGUUUCUCCACCCCCAAGCCUCCGCCCCUUAGCCCCCGCCCCCAGCUGCCAGUCCCCAGAACCUCAGUCCUGCAGUGAGUCUUGGAAGCCCAUAGCUAAGCACCAGGAGCAGAGUACUGCCCGCUGUGCCUGCCUGAAAGUCUCCGACAUGGCUCAGGAGAAAAUGGAGCUGGACUUUGAGCCUGACAUAUCUCAUGCGGCCACCCUGAGAAGAUCCAACAGCGCUCCCCUGAUCCAUGGGCUCAGCGACCUUUCACAGGUUUUUCAACCUUACACGUUGCAAACUCGGAGGAAUAGUACAACAAUUAUGAACAGUCGCAGUUUGUUGCUGCCAUCUUCAACUAAUCGUAUCCCUAGUAGCAGACUGCAUCAAAUCAAAAGGGAAGAAGGCUUGGAUAUAAUGAAUAGAGAAACUGCGCAUGAAAGGGAAGUGCAAACGGCAAUGCAGAUAAGCCAAUCUUGGGAUGAAAGCUUGAGCCUGAGUGAUAGUGAUUUUGACAAGCCGGAGAAAUUAUAUUCUCCUAAGAGAAUUGACUUCACUCCAGUUUCUCCAGCGCCUUCACCAACCAGAGGAUUUGGAAAGCAAUGCUUUUCACCAUCCUUACAAAUGUUUGUGAGUAGCAGUGGAUUGCCAUCAAGUCCGUUUGGUACUCCAAGACGAUUUUCAAACCGGAGAUAUCAGAGUCCAGUAAAAUGCAUUAGACCCAGCGUUCUUGGUCCUCUUAAAAGAAAAGCCAGGGACCCAGGGGUCUUCAUGUCCUUUAUUGCACAGGCGAGAUGGAGACCGAAAGUCAGCCCAAGAGACUCUUUCAAGGCACCACCAACAUGCUCUCUCCGGAUGCAGCACAGCUGUCUGAUCUCAAUUCAUGGUGGUGUUACCAAGGAGAAGAAAUUCCUGCCUUGACCAGAUGUGUGGAGCAUCUUCAAAUGAAUGAAUAAUGUUCUGUACACAAACCACUGUGUACAAAAGCAGGCGUCCAUGGAGCUGUCAGUGUUUGUGGUAGUAUCAUGGGGGCUUAAAUGCCUUGGGUACAUUGUCAUGCUAGAAGGGAUGUAUAUUGUAAGAUCACAUGGAAAGGGAAGCUUUGUGUGACUGCCACGUACUGUUUUAGUUGCUGCUUUGUUCUGAUUCCUUUUUGUUAUUAGACUUGUUUGUUUUGUUGUGUGGUGAUGGGUGUUUUGGUUAUUGUGUUGUCCUCAGAGUGGGAAUCCAGUUCUUAUUCAUGCUGUGUUAUCAUCCAGGCAGUUUACUAUCUAUAAGGAAGCUUUUAGGAGUUGAAAAAGUCAGUGUUAGCGUGCAUUCUGCUUUAAGGAAGCUGCUUGAGCCGUAAACAGUAUACAAGUUAGCAAGUGUGAAGUACCAAAUGUUAUUUAAUUUUUCUAGGAAGAGUCUCCUGAAUGAGUCAUUUAAGAAAUCUUGAGUGUAAUCUAAUGUUCUGUUAAUGUACUAUUUACUUCAUUAUGUAAAUGUCUGUUCUGAUAAGUUUCUGUUAGUACUUGGACAUUGUGUAUGGAAUGUCUGUUUAAUAUGCACAUUUACACACUAGGAUCAUAAUAUUCCAUUUUAAGUGAAUGUAAGGAACAAAAACUACUGCACUUGGGUCUUGAAGGAAAGCUCCUUGGACUUGAAAAUGAUGUGCUUUGAAGGCACUUAGAGACUAGUAAUAGUUUGAAGGGAAACCUGUGCUCUUUCAAUUAUUAGAGAGCAUCGCUUGGCUUGCAGCACAGUAAUUCUGUCGCAGAAUCAGACGUGUUCUUUCUUUCUAAUUGUAAUCAGCACCAUAACAGCCCUCACUGACUUUAGUUCUUGGGUUGUUUUGCCUGUGCAAAGUGCAUAAUCUGUCAAGCCUAAUAUAUAUGCAUCUGUCAGGAAAGUAGACCCCUCGUGUGCUAUUUAAAAGAAAACUUCUUUGAUAGCAUUCAUUGUACCUAUUCUGUUUGUAAAAGGGCCAUACUAAGAUAUUUUGUCCCUGUAAUGAUGGUAGAUGGUUUUGUCUUUCAGGAGAUUUGUCUACUUUCACUCUACUUUCUUAUUUGCCUUAAAGGAACAUUUGUAAGUUCUAAUUUAGGACUAUUAAGAGAUAACCUUUGAAAUGUGGUGAUCUUUAAAUUUAUUUUUGAAGUUCAGUGGUGGGGUAGAACCUGGGGAAGAAAUUGUUUCAGUGGUCUGAUUACCAGGAGGUAGGAUAAUUCACUUUGUUUAAACCAAGGGUCGUUUUUAUGUGUUUUAAUCAGAUGGACUAGAGGCUGGACAUAGUGGUACAUGCCUGUAAUCCCAGAUACUGAGGAGGCUGAGGCAGGAGGAUCACAACAAGUUUAAGACUAGCCUGGGCAAGACUUUGUCCCAAAGGGCAGAGGAACUAACUCAGUGGUAAAACACUUGCCUGUCUUGUGCGUGGCCCUGAUUCAGUCUCCAGUACCAAAAUAAAUAAGUAUAUAAAUAAAUGGACUAGAAAGUUAAGUUUGUGCAAAGAUUGUUCUGAAAUAAAGAAGAGAUAUGCUAGCCCACAGAUGAGCUUUGUUAACAGUGCUCCUUUAUUUUUAUAUAAAGUCUAAUAUUUGAAAAGUGGUUAUUGUUAUAACGUAAAACUCUCUUCUUAUUCUAAUAUUAUAUAUUUCAAGUUUCUAUUUGAAAACAAGUGUGAAGAGUAAUACAUUAGGAAAAUCCUAUAGAUACUGUUUUGGCUUGAUACUUAAUCACUAUGUUUCAUAAUAGCUUUUGGAAUAACAAAGUUUUGUGAAAUGCUGGCUUGUGUUUAUCUUAGAAUGCAAAGUUAAUAAAGUAUAUACAUGCAUAAAAUAUAA
Molecule: messenger RNA, 3598 nt
Organism: Chinchilla lanigera (long-tailed chinchilla)
Lineage: Eukaryota; Metazoa; Chordata; Mammalia; Rodentia; Chinchillidae
Gene: Pabir2
Product: family with sequence similarity 122B
Exons: 11
Coding region: 942-1697 (251 amino acids)
Molecular function (GO): protein serine/threonine phosphatase inhibitor activity
Source: RefSeq, a predicted model, not a curated record